This is a messenger RNA of Clarias gariepinus (North African catfish), 1981 nucleotides long. Its product is annotated as proton channel OTOP3-like. Gene Ontology annotation, molecular function: proton channel activity. NCBI's taxonomy places the organism in Eukaryota, Metazoa, Chordata, Actinopteri, Siluriformes, Clariidae. Gene Ontology annotation, biological process: proton transmembrane transport. The transcript is spliced from 7 exons. The record is from RefSeq and is a predicted model, not a curated record. Bases 107 to 1852 code for a protein of 581 amino acids. Gene Ontology annotation, cellular component: membrane.
CACGCACACACUUUUUCCCGUCUCUACUAAGAAGGAAGACAUAUUUUGCUCUCCUUUCUAUGGAUAAAUAUAAAUACAGAUAGGGAGAUACAGACACCACGGAGGAAUGCAGGCUGAAACUAGAGAAACAGAGGAACUGGAGCUGGACUCAGACAAUGACCUGAAAAAGACCAGUGACUUGGAGGAUGAAGAGGGCAGUGAUUCUGAGCAGGCUGUGGUCCUGUGGGUUCCUACAGGACGUAGACUUAUUUCUGGACUUUUUGGGAUCAACGUAGUGCUGCUGGGAGCCGCGCUGGUCGCCGGCAACACUUUAAACGCGGAUGGACGUCCUCAUAAUAAGCCUGGAGUGUUUCUCCUGCUGCUGAUGGGGCUCAGUGUGGUGUGGAUGAUGUGGUACCUGCUGUGGACACGACGGUGGCCUGGAGCAGCUCCACACACUGAUCAUCACGCGGGGGGUACUACAGUCCUUUUGGUCCUCUUGCUGUUUUCAGGAUUCAGUUUGCUGCUGUGUGUGUUCAUGAUGGCGUACAACUGCAUGAUGGUGAAAUGUCAGUCAUCAACUAAAGUGCUUCAGCCCUUCUUCCAGACUCCAUUCCUCAUCCUGCAGACCUACCUGCUCUGGGCUCAUUCCAAAGACUGCAUCCACAAACACAGAGCCCUCACCAGGUUUGGACUAAUGCUAACCCUGUGUACAGAUGUCUUGUUAUGGCUGAAUGCAGUAACAGAUGACAGCAUCCACAUGGAGAUAGAAAUGGAGAGACAGUACAAUGAGUCCAUCAGACAUGUGAAAUUAGAUGAUGGUGAGAAUAUGAUGAAGUGUAAGUGCAGAAAGCAGCCAGUGUGCGCCGCUCUGCGUAAAGGUUAUGAGGUCCUGUAUCCCUUCAACAUGGAGUUCAGCCUGCUAGCUAGCUGCAUGCUCUAUGUCAUGUGGAAGAACGUGGAGCGUCAUGUGAUUGGAUCCCACUCCGGCCAGGCCCAGAAGAUCACGCUGCGGAUCGUGCGCCGUGGUGGAAUCUUAUUCGGGUUGAUCUUUGGUGUUUUGGUGCUGAUCAUUGGGAUUGUGGUGUUCCUGGUGUACCAGGUGUGGGUUGGGCAGAAAGUGCGACGUGUGGAUGCUUUUCUCAUGUUCUACUACUUUCACCUUUGCGUCAUGCCUGCUAUGGCUCUGUGCUCGCUGAUGGGGAUGCUGGUUUACCACUGGAAAGAGAGUAAAGGCAAAAACCAGCAUCAAGUAAGCAAAGCCAAACAUGAAGGAGGUGUGAUUAAAAACCCGACACGCAGUCUGGACAUAGUGCUGCUCCUCGGUGCUGGCCUCGGCCAGCUCUCACUCUCGUACUUCUCGCUGGUGGCUGCUUUGGCUGUCGGAGUCGGAGGCAUUCUUGAAAAUCUACACCUGUCAUAUUCACUGCUCAGCCUGCUGGAGCUUGUGUUGCAGAACAUCUUCAUUAUCCAGGGUCUGCACUCUCACACACACCCACACACACCAUCACACACCCACUCAGUCAAGAACGAGAUGGAUGGUGAGAGGGAUGAGGCAGAGCUCACCUGUGAGCAGAUGAUUAAGAAAGGAGAGAAUACAGAGAGAGGAGAAUCGUCGCCAUGUCCGAAACCAGACGCUCAUCACCGGAGUAAGAGGGUCAUCCAGGAGAUCUGUGCUUUCCUCAUCCUCGCUAACAUUAUGCUGUGGGUGAUCCCAGCGUUUGGAGCACACCCUCAGUUCGAGAGCGGAGUAGGGAAGGAUUUCUUCGGGUUCUCGGUGUGGUUCGUGUUGGUGAAUCUCAGCCAGCCGCUCACCGUCUUCUACAGGAUGCACUCUGUAGGCGCGCUGAUAGAGCUGCUCAUCUCUGCAUGAACAUGAACACUAGGAGCAGAAACAGACAUUUUAGUCCAACAUAUUCAUGUAUCUGUGUAAACAUCUGUAAACAUGUAUUCUCUCCUUGAACUGUUGAAAUAAAACGUUUUUGGUUAACACAUUAUCUAA